UGUAGGCUUGGCGUAUGAGUCGGCCAUAGGCCCCAUUGUUUGGUAUUGGACUCGAAAUUAUAUUUCUUGUUCUGUGAAUAAUUCGUGGGGUUCCCACUUCUUAGACCUUGUGAGUCAUAAAGAAGCCACGUUUUCGGCCUUUUGAAGGACUUCCUAAAAUAGGUCUGAGAAGCCAACUUGUCGCAAUUUCAUUUUUGAGUGAAAUUAUCUGGAGAACUGUCAACGCUACUGUUCAAACGAAGACCACGCGGCUGAGGAGACGGUCUGGACCGAAGGAGUAACGCCAUCUUCUUCCCAAAGCAUCCGUCGAGAACCUAAAGCAACAUGUCAAUCAAGAAGGGAUACUGCCUUGACGAUGAUUACGACUUCAUAUUGAAAUUGGUCCUCACAGGUGAUUCCGGUGUGGGCAAAAGCAACAUCCUCCUCAGAUACACCGAUAACCGGUUCGUGGCGGGAAGUAAACCAACCAUAGGAGUGGAGUUCGCCAAUAAGAGUGUGAAAAUCGAAGACAAGACGAUCAAAGCGUCGGUGUGGGACACAGCUGGGCAAGAGGUGUUCAAGGCUGUUACAGCAGUCUACUACCGCGGUGCCCAGGGAGCAUUACUUGUCUACGACAUCAGCAGACACAAGACAUUCGAGAACUGCGAAACGUGGCUGCGGGAAAUCAGGAACUUUGCAGCAGACGACAUUCCCUGCGUACUCGUUGGCAAUAAAUGUGAUCUACGUCAUCUGCGUGACGUCACGGUGGAAGAAGGGAAGGAAUUGGCGGAGAAAAAUGGACUUUAUUUUAUGGAAACAUCGGCCAAAGAUGCUGAGAAUAUAGAAGCCGCAUUUGAGGUGCUUUUUAAAAGCAUUCUCGAGAGAAAAUACAACGUUCGAUCAAAGUCCGACCUCUCCGUACCAAGCACGGACCAACCUGAUGCAGAUGCGCCGCUGAGCGGACGCGACACCCGCAUCAUCAAGCUAUCAGAGGAGGACAGAGUAGACGAGAACGGAACAAAGCAGACGACACAUGGAAACAACAGCACAAACUUGAAAGAGAGACUCCGUCCAAAACAAUGCUCUGGCUGCAAGACGUAAACCCAAUGCAUUUCAGUCAGUUCAACUUCUUAAAAAUGUUAAAAUUCCAUUUAUAAUUGUUUUACUUCAUGAGGAAACUUUUGGGAGACAUAAACUAUUGCUACAUAUAGAAAUGUACUUUGCUCUUGCUGCCGUCAAUCCUCUUGUGUUCAUGAAAUAGGGAGGCUUCGUAUUAAAACUACCCGCUAUUCGCAUAUGAGUAUGUGCGUGCUCCCAAUGAGCCAGAGCAAAAUGGCCGUAGAUGGUACAUGUAUUUUCCAUCACCAUGAAGUCACUCCUGACGUUAAAAGUGAAGUUGCUAAACCUCUCUGGUAUAUAUAUCCUGCGCUAUUAUGAACAAUUCAGUGAUGUAGCACUGAGACUCAUCAAUUCGAACAGACGGGCGUUCUUUGUACAGUUAUAUACAGUCAUGUAUUAGGAAGGCAGUUCAGCUUUAAAUAAUGCAUUUUCUCCAUCCCUCCUUCCCCAAAUUUAUAAAAUUACCUAUUGCACAUAACCCGCCUUCAUAUCGUGAAUAUAAUAUAUAAACUACCUGAUAAUCUUUGAUUGAAUGUCCAUCCCCAUGAUAUUAUAUAGCCUACCCGUACUCAAAAGCAUAUCGUAAUUUUUUCACCGCAAGCUAUCAAUAAAUGUAUUAGAUAUGUCUACUGAUGA
Messenger RNA from Lineus longissimus, 1734 nucleotides. RefSeq lists its product as uncharacterized. Bases 325 to 1080 code for a protein of 251 amino acids. The transcript has 5 exons. Gene Ontology annotation, cellular component: endosome. Lineage: Eukaryota; Metazoa; Nemertea; Pilidiophora; Heteronemertea; Lineidae. The record is from RefSeq and is a predicted model, not a curated record. Gene Ontology annotation, molecular function: GTP binding; GTPase activity. Gene Ontology annotation, biological process: vesicle-mediated transport.